UUUAACAUUUAACCACAAAAAAAAAAAAAAAUAAUUUUUGUUUACUCCAGAAAAUUGAUAAAUGAAAAUGAUAUUCAUUACAAAUUUCCAAUUAAAAUAAAGGAUAAAGGUUAAGGCUGGAGUACUUACAAGAAGUUUGAAAUUGAUAAUUAUUUAUAAAAAACGGAAAUCCCGAGUAAUAGUUUAGAAAAAAUAUAAUGUACAACUUUACAAGAGCAUGCGUUCAAAGAACUUUCCGAGAAUUUAUACGUCAAGACAAGCGUUUAAAAGGACACAGUAAAUGGGCAAAUAUUCAGCACACAAAAGCUGAAAAAGAUGCUGAAAAAUCAGCACUGUCUUCAGCUUUUUCAAGGCGUAUUAAAGUUGUUGUAGCCGAGAAUAACAACAUAACGAAACCAAGUGAUAAUCCAAAGCUUGCAAGUAUAAUUGACGAAGCUAGAAAGAAAAAUAUACCACAAGCAACAAUAAAUGGAAUAUUAGAAAAACUAGAAAAAUCAAAAGUCAAAUCUCAAACAGAACUCUUAGAUUUCCGCGGUCCUGGAGGCACGACAUUUAUUGUGAGAUUAUUAUCCAGUAAUCUUAUUGGUACUAAGCAGUCAUUGAAUACCGUACUAAAAAAACACAAGUGCACUUUAUUGGAAGGAAAAAGUAAAGGAUCUUUGUUUGAUCACUUUGGAUGCAUAAUUACGGAACAUAAAAAUAAUUUAGAUGCCGCUACUGAGGAUGCUAUUGCUGUUGGAGCUGAGGAUGUUGAAGAAAUUGAAGAUGAUGGAAAAUUUUAUCGGUUCACAUGCGAUCCACUACGACUGCCGAGAGUUAAAAAUCAAUUAGAAUCAUUGAAUUACACGGUACUGACAGCUGACGAAGAGUUCAUACCACGAGCGACAGUUCAAUUGUCUGAUGACGAUUUAAAACGAGUUGAUACUCUCUUUGUAAAACUUAAAGUUUUCGAAGAAGUUGUUUCUAUUAAUCACAAUAUUGACCUCCCUGAUGACGACGGAGAAAAAGAAGAAGUCAAAAAAAAGAAUACUCGAUAAUGUUCAUUAAAUAUAAAUUCAAUAAUUAUAAUAUGUAAUUAUUAUUUUUUAAAUUUAUUAAUAAAUAUUCAUUAUUAUAUUUA
Messenger RNA from Microplitis demolitor, 1120 nucleotides. RefSeq names its product translational activator of cytochrome c oxidase 1. The coding region runs from base 198 to 1037 and encodes 279 amino acids. The record is from RefSeq and is a predicted model, not a curated record. Gene Ontology annotation, cellular component: mitochondrion. The transcript has 4 exons. NCBI's taxonomy places the organism in Eukaryota, Metazoa, Arthropoda, Insecta, Hymenoptera, Braconidae.